Messenger RNA from Salvia hispanica, 3005 nucleotides. RefSeq names its product RNAse E/G-like protein (gene RNEE/G). Gene Ontology annotation, molecular function: RNA nuclease activity; RNA binding. Gene Ontology annotation, cellular component: cytoplasm. Lineage: Eukaryota; Viridiplantae; Streptophyta; Magnoliopsida; Lamiales; Lamiaceae. The record is from RefSeq and is a predicted model, not a curated record. Gene Ontology annotation, biological process: rRNA processing.
UAAAGAUUUUAGCAGAAGGUCGAGGAGAGCUGCUGCUCCUGUUCCUGCUCCCUCGCAUUCAAAGCCGUCGCCUUUUUGCGCGUCCGUUAAUGGGUUUUCGACCAACUUCUCAGAGGGACCUUGAAGUGAAUCAAGUCUAAUUCUUUUCCAAACCAAGACAUGUGGGCAUCUUCUGAUGUCUUGUGGGGAACCAGAAUUCAAUAUUCUGUGCUGCCAUUUUCGCCAAGCCAGCAAUGUAGAAGAUGUACGGGAAAGUCCAAACCUCGAAACAGGAGAAAACCGGUAUUUCAGUCAUGGAUGGGGAAUAGGACUCGGCGAUUCCUCCUUCCUGCUUUACGAAGAGAUGAUGAAAAGAUUGCAAGAUGUUCUGCAAGUUACUACUUGGCAUCCAACUUGUUCUUUGGUGAUUGCCAUAUCUCUCCCUCUCGUAUUCCAAGGAAUUCACAUGUUACUGGAGCUUUCCAAGUAAGCGACCAGGUUGUGGAGGAACCUUGGCUAAUGCAGCCGUCCCUUGUCUCUCACCAUUUUGAUGAUACAUGUACUUCAAGUGAUAUUGGUAAUGAAAGUGAGAAAUUGAACUGCUCGAAUGGUAGUGUUCAGAACUCGGAAACGUUAAAUGAAUCCAGCCAUGGUGGGGAUUCCAGUAAGUAUACUUAUAAUGUGAAUGGAAUGGAUAUCUUGGAACAGUCUGAUUCUUUAUUAACGAAUUAUAUGGUUGAGGAGCCCUGGAUUUUUGAAUCUGUAUGCUCUAGAGUCAAGGAGGCUUCAGGCGUGCUCAGGAGCGAGUUGGGUAAUGAUGAGGUUACUCAGAUUGCACUCAGUGAACCGCAUCAGCCCACAACACCUGAGAAUCUGGUGCACGAGGAAGAAAAUAAUGAGACGACAAAGGAGGACUCUGUUUCCACCGUCAUAUUGAUCAAUUCUUCGAUAUGCACCGUUCAAAGGAUUGCUGUACUAGAAAAUAAUAAACUUGUUGAACUAUUGUUGGAGCCUGUGAAAAACAAUGUUCAGUGUGAUAGUGUAUAUCUAGGAGUAGUGACAAAACUCGUACCUCAUAUGGGUGGUGCAUUUGUAAAUAUUGGCAGUCCAAGGCCAUCUUUUAUGGAUAUAAGGCCCAAUAAAGGACCAUUUGUAUUUCCUAAAUUCUGUGGCCCUAUGGAGGAAACAGAGGUAAUAAGCUCCACAUCUGAUAAACCUGAAGAGCAUGUUGAUUUUCCUGAAAAUGGAGCCUUAUCUACUGCAGUAGAAGAGCUAGAUGAGGAGGAUGACGACCAAAGCGAAGAUGAAUUGGUCAAUGACGAGUUUGAACUUCAUGGGAAUCAGGCUAAUUUUGAUGUGUUAGAUAUCUUAAAGGAAAAUCUGAAUGGUAGCAUAGUCGAGCAUGGAGUUGACGUUGAAAAACCCAAGUUUGGAAAACAUCUGAAUGGAGAGGCUGAGCAGCUGCAGAGUAGAAGCCAACCCCAGGAUGCCAGCAUUAAGAUUAAAGAGAAUAAAUGGGAACAAGUUAAAAGGGGCUCUAAGAUAAUUGUACAAGUUAUUAAGGAAGGAUUGGGUACAAAAGGCCCCACGUUAACGGCUUAUCCAAAGUUGCGAAGCAGAUUCUGGGUACUGAUGACUUGCUGCAAAACAAUAGGAAUUUCGAAGAAAAUUUCUGGUGUUGAGCGAACACGAUUACGACUUAUAGCCAAAACUUUGCAACCACCUGGGUUCGGGCUCACUGUAAGGACUGUUGCUUCUGGUCAUUCACUGGAGGAAUUGCAGAGAGAUUUGGAAGGCCUCCUAUCAACGUGGAAAAACAUAGUUGAUGAUGGAAAAUCUGCUGCUCUUGCUGCAGAUGAAGGUGUUGAAGGAGCUGUUCCUGUUAUGCUGCAUAGGGCAAUGGGCCAAACACUUUCAGUAGUUCAAGAUUAUUUUAAUGAGAAGGUGGAAAGCAUGGUAGUUGAUUCUCCACGGACUUACCACGAGGUCACCAACUAUCUUCAAGAUAUAGCUCCGGACCUUUGCGACCGAGUUGAGUUAUACAGCGAAAGGACCCCCCUCUUUGAUAAAUACAAUAUUGAGGAAGAAAUCAAUAGCAUUCUUACCAAAAGGGUUCCUCUGGAUAAUGGUGGUUAUCUAGUGAUUGAACAAACUGAGGCAUUGGUAUCUAUUGAUGUAAAUGGGGGCCAUUGUAUGCUAGGUCAAGGGACUUCACAAGAGAAAGCUAUUCUUGAAGUGAAUCUUGCAGCAGCCAAACAGAUUGCCAGAGAAUCAAGGCUCAGAGAUAUUGGUGGAAUUAUUGUUGUGGAUUUCAUUGAUAUGGUAGAUGAUUCGAAUAAGAGGCUCGUUUAUGAAGAAGUUAAGAAAGCUGUUGAAAGGGACAGAUCAACCGUGAAAGUAUCCGAAUUGUCCAGGAAUGGGCUUAUGGAAAUAACUCGAAAGCGGGUUCGACCGAGUGUUACAUUCAUGAUCAGUGAACCAUGCAUCUGCUGCCAGGCAACUGGUAGAGUGGAAGCUUUGGAGACAUCAUUUUCCAAAAUCGAGCAUGAAAUAUGUCGACUUUUAUCAACAAUGGACCAGAAAGCAGAUCCCGAGAAACCCAAAUCUUGGCCACGAUUUAUCUUAAGGGUGGAUCGACAUAUGUGUAACUAUCUGACCUCAGGAAAGAGGACACGACUAGCGGUUUUAAGUAGUUCUCUCAAAGUUUGGAUUCUCCUAAAGGUGGCUAGAGGGCUCAACCGAGGGGCAUUCGAGCUGAAACUUCUGACCGAUGAAGCCUCAGACAAGGGCCAAUGCGACAGUGCUGCAAUCUCAGUAUUGCGGCCGAAAGAAGUUUCCCCCCCAAGAGUAACCCUUUUCCCCAUAAAAAACUGGAAGACAGGUAGGAAAUGAAACGAAACAUAGCUCGAUGAAUCGCAGUUUUGUACAUGACAUUAUUUAGCAGCAGGUUUCAUGUAAAUGAUUUUGAGCAUUUACUAUCAAUCUUGAACAUUUACUUGAGAGCUUGUGAAUGUGAUUAGCAGUCA